AAAUAUCUACACAUCUAUUUUUUAUAACUAUUUAAGAUGGGAGAAGUGUUUUAUAUCUUUUUUUGCUUGAUUGGAUUUUUAUGUUCAAUUAUACCUUCUAUCUGGCACUGGAAAUAUCGAAAUGUCGCGCCUUUAUGUCUUAUUUUUUGGAUAUCUUCAACUAAUUUAAUAUAUUUCAUUAAUUCUAUCAUCUGGUUUAACGGAUCUAAAUCAACAUAUCGUGGUGAUCUAUAUUGUGACAUUGUGACUAAGCUUAUACUCGGAUCGGUUACUGGAGAAUUAGGUGCUACUGUUGCUAUUACACAUUACCUUUCGAAAAUUAUGAAGUCUUCAUAUUCAUCUAUCCAGUCUAAAAUAACUCGUAGAAAUCAAGCAAUAGAAGAUAUUCUUUUUAGUUUUACAUGUCCUAUUAUAAUAAUGUCUUUACAUUAUAUCGUUCAGCCAGCAAGGUAUGUAAUCGAUGGAAUUAGUGGAUGCAUGCCAUGGACGGAUCGAUCAUGGCUAGCUGUGAUUAUUGUUUUAUUAUGGCCUCCUGUAUUUGGUAGUAUCAGUGCUUACUAUUCAGUUAAAGUAAUUAUUUCAUACUUCAAAAAGCGAAAUGAAUUUCAAACUAUUUUAAAAGAUUCAAAAUCGUCUAUGACUUUAUCAAGAUUCAUACGUCUUAUAGGCUUAUCAUCUCUAAUAAUAGCCAUUUACUUGCCACUUAAUAUUUACUUGUUAGCUAUAAACAUAGCCCAGAUUAUUAAAAGCAACAUCAAAUAUUCAUGGUCAGAUGUUCAUAAUUGGAAUUCUAGUAUUUUUUAUCUUCCAAAAAGCAACAUGCCUUUCAAUCGCUGGCUUUCGCCAUCUAAUGGCAUUAUUGUUUUUAUCUUUUUUGGUAUGGGUAAUGAUGCAAUACUCAUGUAUAAAGAAAUAGCAAGAAAAUUGUACAUUACUCAAUUUUUCCAUUUUGUCCAAAAGAAAAUUUUCAAAAAAAAAACAGAAGAUAACAAAAAUUCACAGGAUUAUUAUAAUAGCUAUAGUUUUGAAAAAUCAUUAAACAGUUGUCCUCCAUUAUUUUAUAAUCAAACACGAGACGUAAGAAUUCUUGAAAAUGGUUCUUUAAAUGAUUAUUCUUCUCCUCCUAUUUAUACAGAUCAUGACAAGUACAACUUAGAUUUAUCAAUCUAUAAUCAGUAUUACAGAGACAAUUCUAAUAUAAAUAAUAAAUACGGGCCUCGCAAAUAACAAAAUACGAAAAAUU
Messenger RNA from Pneumocystis murina B123, 1243 nucleotides. RefSeq lists its product as hypothetical. Gene Ontology annotation, molecular function: mating-type factor pheromone receptor activity. NCBI's taxonomy places the organism in Eukaryota, Fungi, Ascomycota, Pneumocystomycetes, Pneumocystales, Pneumocystaceae. The record is from RefSeq and is a predicted model, not a curated record. The transcript has 3 exons. Gene Ontology annotation, biological process: G protein-coupled receptor signaling pathway. The coding region runs from base 37 to 1227 and encodes 396 amino acids. Gene Ontology annotation, cellular component: membrane.